Python bivittatus (Burmese python) is the source of this 567-nucleotide messenger RNA. RefSeq names its product fibroblast growth factor 22 (gene FGF22). NCBI's taxonomy places the organism in Eukaryota, Metazoa, Chordata, Lepidosauria, Squamata, Pythonidae. The record is from RefSeq and is a predicted model, not a curated record. Gene Ontology annotation, molecular function: growth factor activity.
AUGGGUUGGUGGAACCCACUAGCCAGCUACACUUUUGGUCUCUCCUUGAUGACCCUCCUGUUGGCCACAUCUGCCAGGGAACCCAGAGACUCAGUUCAGCAGCCAGACAUUGCGUGUCCCUGGCCAGAUGUUCGCCGGCAUGCACGGAGCUACCACCACCUGGAAGGUGAUGUGCGCUGGCGGCGCCUCUACUCCUCCAAUCAUUUCUUCCUACGCAUUGGCGGUGAUGGCAAAGUCGAAGGGACACGUCGGAAGGAGAGCCUGAACAGCAUCGUGGAGAUCCGUUCUGUGCAGGUAGGCACCGUGGCCAUUCGAUCCAUCCACAGUGGUUUCUACCUGGCAAUGAACCGAAGAGGGAAAGUCUAUGGAACGAAAGCCUACAGUCCCAACUGCAAGUUCAAGGAACGUAUUGAAGAGAACGGCUACAAUACCUACGCCUCCUUCCAUUGGCACCACGAAGGGCAGCCCAUGUUCCUCUCCCUCAACAGCAAGGGAUUGCCGCGACGGGGGACCAAGACCCGGUGGCACCACCUUUCCACCCAUUUCCUGCCAAUGCUCGUCUCCUAA